Molecule: messenger RNA, 3447 nt
Organism: Dromaius novaehollandiae (emu)
Lineage: Eukaryota; Metazoa; Chordata; Aves; Casuariiformes; Dromaiidae
Gene: METTL4
Product: methyltransferase 4, N6-adenosine
Exons: 9
Coding region: 950-2350 (466 amino acids)
Cellular component (GO): nucleus; cytosol
Molecular function (GO): RNA methyltransferase activity; nucleic acid binding; site-specific DNA-methyltransferase (adenine-specific) activity
Source: RefSeq, a predicted model, not a curated record
GGCCGUACGGCAAGAUGGCGGCGCUCAUUCUGGGCGCUCGCCGCGUAGGGCUGCCGUGAGAAAUCCUGCCGCGGCGCUUCCCGAGGCCGUUUCUCCUGCCGACACCAGGUGCUCCUGGGCAAAACGAGCCGCUGCUGGGCAGCCCCCGGGCCAUCUCCGCACCGAAAUACUGGAGACACCUGAUGCCUUGGGAGAGCAAGUGGCCCCGGCUGCGCGCUUGGUAAUGCAGAGUGAGUCAGUCGCUGUUGCUGCUCUUUUGAGUUGGGGUUUAGCAAAAAAGCCAUGUUUUUGAUGUGACAACAGGUAGACCAGUAAAAGAAGCUUUUUAUAAGAGACAAGAAUAAAAAAACCCAUAUUUUUCUCUUACAGUAAUAGAACUGCUUAAGGAAAGUCAAUCGUAUCAACAGCUGUAAGGCUUUUACAUCUCAAUCUACUUCAUAAAAGACUGGCUCGACCAGCUUGUUUUCUCUCUGUGAAACUGAGAAAGUUUCCAGAAAUACAUAGAAAUGUGAUGGCUUUCUUCAGGAGCAUGUAGACUGCUUGUAUUUUUGCUCCUGAAUCUUGUGAUACAAAUGCUAAGACUAUAAUAAUUGCUAUGUCAUAAUACAGUUUUCUAACCUGCUAAAAGAGUGAUCUUAGAGUGAUUUUAUAUUAGAUAAAAUUAUGAAAAAUUACAUAAAACUUAUCUACAAUCAGAAGAUGGAAUAUGGAUCAAACAGAGCAUAAUGGGGAAACCAGCUGAAGUUAAAAGUUUCUACAGAACUGUUCAUGUGUCAUGCAUGCGUAUGCAUCUUUCACAAGAUGGAUGCUAUAGUAUUAAACAGUAAUAAUUCUGAAACGUAAGCUCUCAAAAAAAUUACCACAGGAAGAAUUUGCUCCCGAAGGUGAGUGUGAAUACCUGUUCCAGUUUCUGGGAGAUGACUUUUUUCACCGCGGAAAAGGGGUACUUAUGAUGUCUGUGAUACAUCGCCUGACAGCAGGGUGGCUCCUGGAUCAUCUCUCUUUCAUCAACCAGUGUGGCUAUGAGAUAUAUGACUCCUCUGCACACCCUCGUUGUGUUUCUCCCAAUACUUGUGUCCCUUCUGCUGGAGAUCAUUGUGCUCCUCCUGGUGAUGCUGUAGAAACAGAAGGUAAAACAAGAAAAACAAGAUAUGUGUUUCGGGAAGAGUUCUUUGAUAUUUUAAAGCCCCAUAUAGUCGCUGCUCCUCAGGAGCAGCUCUGGCAGGGAGGCUCUGAGGUGAGCCUCACAGAAACAGAGGCCAGCAGCAGCAGGGUGGAACACCGAGAAGGAACCAAGGGUGAUGUUGGAGAUCUUGUUGCCAGUGCGAGGAAGAAACGCAAAAGGAAAUGUGUGUUAAACCAAGGCGAACUGGAUGCGUUAGAAUACCAUACGAAGAUCAGGGAGCUCAUUUGGGAAGGCACUUUGCAUUUAGUCCAAGAAGGACUCAGAAGUGGUUUUCUUCACUGCUCCACUACAAAACUCAGUUGCAGCAAGAAUGUUGUUCCAAGACACAUUGGCUGUGGGUUGGCUGAAUUAUGUGAAAUGGCAAAGCAGUUUCCAGCUAUAAACGACAGUGACCAUCAACCUGUACAAGCAAUAGAUGACGAAACCUUCAUUCCAGAGCAGGACCUGCUUUCGUGUGUUACAGAAAACAACUCAAACCGUGCAAAGAUGAUUGUGUUAAUGGGGCAGAAAUAUUUGGUGCCACCAAAAAGUAGUUUCCUUUUAUCUGAUAUUUCAUGUUUACAGCCACUGCUGAAUUACAAGAAAAAAUAUGAUGUAAUUGUGAUGGAUCCACCAUGGGAAAACAAAUCUGUUAAAAGGAGUAACCGAUAUGGCCACUUGUAUUCCUGGCAAAUGAAGCAGAUUCCUGUAUCAGCACUAGCUGCUCCAAAUUGUCUUGUAAUCACGUGGGUGACUAAUAGACAGAAGCACUUACGUUUUGUUAAGGAUGAACUUUAUCCUCAUUGGUCUGUGAAAACACUUGCCGAGUGGCACUGGGUAAAAAUUACCAGAUCUGGAGAAUUCGUACUGCCUUUGGAUUCUUCCCACAAAAAGCCCUAUGAAGUUCUUGUAUUGGGGAGAGUUCAAGGAAGCGUAGAGGAAACCUUAAGGAAAUCGGAUGAUGUACUUCCAAUUCCAGACCAUAAGUUAAUUGUCAGCGUACCCUGCAGUCUGCAUUCACAUAAACCCCCUCUAACUGAGGUUCUGGCAGAAUUUAUCAAACCAGAUGUGGAAUGUCUGGAGUUGUUUGCUCGCAACCUACAGCCUGGUUGGACCAGCUGGGGAAAUGAGGUUCUGAAGUUUCAGCACAUUGAUUAUUUCACUGUUCUGCAGGAUGAAAGCUGAUUUGGGUCUUUUAGCUUAACUCAGAAAUUCCCCUUCCCUCCCAACAGGCUUAGAGCUUGCUUUUAUUACUGAUGGUGCACUCAGAAGGUAAAAAAAAUGAUACCAGGUGCAUUUCAGUUAAAAUUCUUGAAGUGACAGAAUGUCUGUUUAUAGUAUCUGCAUUUGUGCAAGCUGUUCCUGUAUUCUGAUUUUAGUAAGAUAGUUAAAUUCUGAUGUUAGAGUGCAAGGCCAUCCCUGAUUUUUUUUUCCAGACCUCAAGAAAAAAAAAGCUAUCUUUGAGUAUUCUCAUUGCAACUGUCACAAAUCUGAGCAUUGUGAAUGCUACAGUGGAUGGUAUGGUUGGAUGGUAAUGCAAUAUUUAUAAAGAAUGAGAGGAAAAGUAAAUAGUUCUGAAUUAGAUAUGUUUCCCAAAAGAAGGUUGGUGUUUGCAAAGCAAUGGAUUUUGAACUGAAAUAAUUAUGAAGACAACAUAUCCUCCUACAUGUUUGUAUCUGUUUGUCUACCUCAGAAGAAAUAAUAGGAGCAGUGCGUGCGUUAAUUGGCACAUAAAUUGUUGACUGAGCACAUUUUAUAUAAAAUUACACUUUUAAAACAGUCAGCAAUUCCAUAUUUCUGUGUGGUGUUAAUUCUUUGAAUAAAUUGUAUCUUACACAUUCUGCAUGUUAAGCCAUUAGAUUUAACUGAAAUUUUAACAGAAUUUAAAUAUUUUAUAAAUUCUAUUUCCUUAUGUUCUCAAAACAUUACAAAGUCAUGCAAGUGAGCUCUGUUUCAAAUUUUUCUUUUUAAGAAUGGUGCAUUUCAUGUGUUCUUUGCUGCCCUUAGAUUUGUUUUGAAAAAUAAAAAGGGAGACUUAGUGAAGCUCUGCCUCGUAUUCAUUUGCAGCAGUAGAGACAGAACUGGUGGACAAGCUGAUUUUCCUGAUGGCAGUCUCCUGAGCUGUGGUUGUUUAUAGUGGGGAACAAAAUACGUUGUAUGCCUUUUUUUACAUUCAAUUCACUUUUGGUAGUCUAAUGGGCUGUUAAAGUUUUAUUUAAAACUUUAGAUGAUAGUAAAUAAUCUUUUAUAAUUUUGUAAUUAAAAUUAAGAUUAAAAACUUG